Vespa mandarinia (Asian giant hornet) is the source of this 1969-nucleotide messenger RNA. It is a transcript of the gene Fuca, whose product is annotated as alpha-L-fucosidase. Gene Ontology annotation, biological process: glycoside catabolic process; fucose metabolic process. Gene Ontology annotation, cellular component: lysosome. Gene Ontology annotation, molecular function: alpha-L-fucosidase activity. Lineage: Eukaryota; Metazoa; Arthropoda; Insecta; Hymenoptera; Vespidae. The record is from RefSeq and is a predicted model, not a curated record.
GAGAUAUUCCAAUUUUAAACGAGACACUCUAUAUAUGUAGUAUCAAUCUAACAAAUACGUAAAAAAAAAAAAAAGUAUCUUAUCGCUUAUUUCAUUUAUCAAUUGUUAAUUUUUUGUUUAGUGCACGUACAGUAUAUAAAGAAAUAAUUGAUUGAUAACUCGUUAUAUUGAUUAAUAACUAGCUAAAAGUUGUGUUAAACAGUGUGAAAUAAUGAAAAAAAUACUUUUCUGUUAUAUAAAGUAAUAUAUUUUCUUCAAUGUAACAUUGACAUGUUAUUAUAUUAUAUUUUUAAAUUGACUAUUGACAAUCCGAUACGACUUAACCUAAUUUAAUCGAAUAUCGACGAUUAUGUAACUCAAGUUACAGUAUUUUUUGUAAAUGUAAAUGAUUUUUUAUUUAUACGUUCAAAUAGCAUUUGUAAAUGAAAUUGAUAAAUAUAUAUAAAAAAAAUCAGUAGGAAUAUUAUCGUUAUUCUUUAAAAAUAUACAUAUAUAUAUAUUAUCAUGCAAGUUCUAACAUUUUUUCUUUAUAUUACACUUUUGUGGAACAUUCUUGUUCUAUGUGGAUCUUCAGAAGAUCAUUAUUUCGUGAUAAAAGCUGAUAAUAAGAAAGAACGUGAUUUAUUAAGAAAUCGCAAUUUAAAUCAAUUCAAAUACGAUCCUACCUGGGAGAGUUUAGAUGCACGGCCACUUCCUGAUUGGUACGACAAUGCCAAAUUUGGUAUAUUUAUUCAUUGGGGAGUAUUCAGCGUUCCCAGUUUUGGUUCCGAAUGGUUUUGGAAUAAUUGGAAAGAAGAAACCGGUACUAAAUAUCAUGAUUUCAUGAAGGAUCGAUAUCCUCCUAAUUACACUUAUCAAGAUUUUGCACGUGACUUUACUGCAGAAUUUUUUAAUGCAUCUCAAUGGAGCGAAAUAUUUCAAGCUUCUGGCGCAAAAUAUGUUGUAUUAACUAGUAAACAUCACGAAGGAUAUACAUUGUGGCCAUCGAAAUAUUCCUUCAGUUGGAAUUCCAUGGACGUAGGACCACAAAAAAAUCUCAUAGGUGAAUUGGCAGCAGCAAUAAGAUCAUCUACCGACAUCAAGUUUGGAUUAUAUCAUUCUUUAUAUGAGUGGUAUAAUCCAAUGUAUCUUGCAGACAAAAGAAAUAAUUUUACAACGGAUCAUUUUGUUACACAAAAAAUAAUUCCAGAAAUGCACGAGCUUAUUGAAAUGUUCGAGCCAGAAGUUAUUUGGUCGGACGGCGAUUGGGAGGCUACGGAUUCUUAUUGGAAAUCAAAAGAAUUUUUAUCUUGGUUAUAUAAUGAUAGUCCUGUCAAAAAUACAGUAGUUGUAAAUGAUAGAUGGGGAACAAAUAUUCCAUGUCAUCAUGGGGAUUUUUACACUUGCACAGAUCGUUAUAAUCCUGGAAUACUUUUACCACAUAAGUGGGAGAAUUGUAUGACCAUUGAUAAAAAGUCUUGGGGCUUUCGUAGAAAUGCUCCCUUGAAUGAAUAUUUUACACUUAACGAAUUAAUAAAAGAAUUGGUAACUACAGUAAGCUGCGGUGGAAAUUUAUUGAUGAAUGUUGGCCCAACCAAGGAUGGUAUUAUUUCUCCAAUAUUCGAAGAAAGAUUACGUGGAAUAGGUUCUUGGUUGAAGGUAAAUGGUGAAGCCAUUUAUAAUACUAAACCUUGGAAGAUACAGAAUGAUACAUUAACCAGUGAUAUAUGGUAUACCCAAAGUAAAAAUGAAAAGAGACUUUACGUAUUAAUUCUAGAAUGGCCAAAUGAAAGUACAUUAUCUUUGGGUUCUUUAAAAGUCCCUGGUAAUACACGUAUAUCAUUGCUUGGCUUUGCAAAACAAUUUGAUUGGAAGCAAUACCCAACGAAAUUAGUUGUGCAUUUACCAUGUGAAGCUCAUAAAGGAGAACCAGCAUGGGUAUUAAGGGUCGAACAGGAAUAAAAAGAAAACAAAGAAAACAAAAAAAAAA